AUGGCGCCCACUGAACCUCCUGCCCAAGUGUCGUCGGUCACCUACUCGGAGCUGUCCGACAUCGAGGCCGACUUUGACGACUUUAACGUCGAGCUGCUCAUCCAGCAGGCCGCCCGCGAGCGCACCCUCUACGAGCGCCGCGCCGAGAUAGUCCGCCGCAUCGCCGGUUUCUGGCCGCUCGUGUUUGAGCAGGCGCCGCCCGAGAUCGACCAGUGCGUGCAGCCCUCUGACGCCGCCGUGAUCCUGUCAGCCCUCGAGGAGAUUGAGGUUGUGCGCUUCGAGAUUGGCAGUCGUGGCGACGGACAGGACGGCCAGAGCGGCGACCCCCGCAGCGUCGCCAUCCGCUUUACGUUUGGCGAGAACGACCUGUUUGAGGACCGCGUGCUCGAGAAGCGCUUCUGGCACCGCCGCGCGCCCGCCAAGGUCGGCGCCGACGGCAAGCCGUCCGGCAAGGACGCAGCGUCGGAGUCGUGGGCCGGCCUCGUCAGCGAGCCCGUCGCCAUCAAGUGGAAAGAGGGCCGCGACCCUACCAACGGUCUGCUGGACCUGGCCGUCCAAGUGUGGAAGGAGGGCGCCUCGUCUUCAUCGUCUUCUUCAUCUGCUGCUGCAACGUCCGCGUCGAGCAAGGCCAGGGACGAGCUCAGUGCUCAGCUGAGCAAGACGGCGAUUGGCGGCCUGAGCUUCUUCGCGUGGUUCGGCUACGUGGGCCGCCGCAUCAGCGCCGAGGAAAGCGCGGCUGCGGUUGCCCAGGAGCGCGAGCAGCGUGCCGAGCGCAAGGCCAAACGGGCCAAGGGCGAGAAGGUGGGCGACGAGGACGAGGAAAAGGAGGACGACGAGAAGAACGACGAAAAGGACGACAAGGACGACGAGGAGUACGAGUACGAGAUCUUCCCCGACGGCGACACUGUGGCUCUGGCUCUGGCCGAGGAUCUGUGGCCCAAUGCCAUCAAGUACUUCCGCCAGGCCCAGGAGCAGGAGACCCUGAGCGACGCCGACUUCGAGGAGGACUAUGACGACAUUGCCGAGGACGACGACGAGGAGGACGAGGAGGAAGUCCCGCCGGCCAAGAAGCAGCGGACGUAG
Messenger RNA from Sporothrix brasiliensis 5110, 1083 nucleotides. Its product is annotated as nap family protein. The record is from RefSeq and is a predicted model, not a curated record. Gene Ontology annotation, biological process: nucleosome assembly. Lineage: Eukaryota; Fungi; Ascomycota; Sordariomycetes; Ophiostomatales; Ophiostomataceae. The transcript has 2 exons. Gene Ontology annotation, molecular function: chromatin binding; histone binding. Bases 1 to 1083 code for a protein of 360 amino acids. Gene Ontology annotation, cellular component: chromatin; nucleus.